UCUUCAUCUUCUUCUUCCUUCACCUUUAAAAACGACGUCGUAUUAGUUUUGAGUGUUUUUGUUUCCUUUUUAACGAGGUUCUUGUUCAGUUCAGGUACUCUAUUGACCGUUCUUAUAUGAUAUUUUUGUCUUAGUAUUUUCUAGAAUUUAUAAACCACUAAAACAUUUGUCUCUAAAUCAAAAAAACUCAGUCUUUGAAUUUCGAAAACCCUAAUUUUGAUUUUUUUUUUUUUCUAAUUCGGAACUUCGAAACAAGGGGUUUCCAUGGAAACCCAAUUUCAAUCUCCACCUACUCUCCCUCUUUUCCUCGGUUUCUUCCUCAUCAUCUACCUCUCAGCCCAGUUCGUCGUCUUCCGUAAUUGGAGCCCAAAGAUCCGACCCGAAGCUUCCAGUUGUUUAAUCUCAUUCUUUCACGGUACGCCGGCGGUUUUCUUAGCCGCCGGUGCCAUAUUUGCCGACGCGAACCGUGGCUUCGCUUCCCCUAAUACCGAGUUUCAGAACCUUGUUCUUGAUUACAGCAUAGCUUAUUUUCUUAUGGAUCUUCUUCACUACGUCAUCUUCGUUCCCGGUGACAUUCUCUUCAUCGGUCACCACUUGGCCACUCUCUUCGUGUUCGUCACGUGCCGGUACCUCGUCUCUCACGGCGCCUUCGCCAUUCUCUUCCUCCUCAUCCUCGCAGAGAUCACCAGCUUUUGUCAGAACACGUGGACCCUCGCCAACGCUCGAAGAAGCGACGUUGAAUUCGCAGCCAAACUGUAUGAUCUAUUGUCUCCUCCUUUUUACGUUUUGUACUCUCUCGUUCGUGGUUUCGCCGGGCCUUACUUUCUUUACAAAAUGGGCGUUUUUUACUUGAGUGGCGCCGCCGAUGGCGUGAUUCCCAGGUGGGUUUGUGUUUCUUGGGUUGCUGUGGUGCUUACAGCCAUUUCAGUCAGUAUUCUUUGGAUAACAAAUCUUUGGGUUGAGCUAUACAGAGUAAGAAGUGGGAAAUUGGAGAAGAAAAGUAUAUAAAAGUGAAUGAAUGAAGCCUUUAAUCAUUUCAAGCUCUGCAUUUUGGUUCAGCUUCAAUAAAGCUUUUUGCAUUGCAACAAUGUCAAUUGGGGUAUUUCUGUAUACUGAAUUAGAAUCAUGGGUUUAGAAGUUAGAAUUGAUUUAAGUAUCAAAUUUGCAGUUUAGCUUUGUCUUUUUUUGUACUUUGGUGGAAAUAUUGAAUGUAUAUGUCAGAAAAAGCAUUUUGCUUUACUAAA
Molecule: messenger RNA, 1244 nt
Organism: Humulus lupulus (European hop)
Lineage: Eukaryota; Viridiplantae; Streptophyta; Magnoliopsida; Rosales; Cannabaceae
Product: TLC domain-containing protein At5g14285
Exons: 1
Coding region: 265-1008 (247 amino acids)
Cellular component (GO): membrane
Source: RefSeq, a predicted model, not a curated record